AUGGAAAGUGGAAAAAGUCAGCUAUGGUUUUUAAUUAUUUUCUCUCUGGCAUCUACGGCGGUAUCGCGGACUCAUUGCGAAAAAGGAUGGUUUCCAUUUGAAAAUCACUGCUAUAAAUUCUCGUCCUCUACAGCAACAUUUAAAGACGCCAUGAUAUUCUGUAACAACCUCGGAGCAGAACUUUUGGAGUUACAAAGCAAAGCAGAAGAAGACUGGAUUGAUUUGCAGUGUCGUGUUAGAGGUUAUACAGAUGGAGUUUGGCUAGGACUAAGUGAUGUUCAGACAGAAGGACAAUUUGUUAGCCUGUCGGACGCACGGAAACCUCAAGGAAAUUUUAGGAACUGGGCAAAAGGAGAACCUAAUAACAAUGGACACAAUGAACACUGUGCCAUGUAUUGGACGGCAAUAACACUAACAACAGCGAACACUGUGCCAUGUAUUGGACGGCAAUAACACUAACAACAGCGAACACUGUGCCAUGUAUUGGACGGCAAUAACACUAACAACAGCGAACACUGUGCCAUGUAUUGGACGGCAAUAACACUAACAACAGCGAACACUGUGCCAUGUAUUGGACGGCAAUAACACUAACAACAGCGAACACUGUGCCAUGUAUUGGACGGCAAUAACACUAACAACAGCGAACACUGUGCCAUGUAUUGGACGGCAAUAACACUAACAACAGCGAACACUGUGCCAUGUAUUGGACGGCAAUAACACUAACAACAGC
Magallana angulata is the source of this 730-nucleotide messenger RNA. Its product is annotated as perlucin-like protein. The transcript has 4 exons. Gene Ontology annotation, molecular function: signaling receptor activity. Bases 1 to 453 code for a protein of 150 amino acids. Lineage: Eukaryota; Metazoa; Mollusca; Bivalvia; Ostreida; Ostreidae. The record is from RefSeq and is a predicted model, not a curated record.